CCCAGUGUACGAACUGUCGAAGCGAAUCAAAACAAAACAGUUCGAAAUAUGCGGUGCUAAAUCUACUGAAAAAUUAAUACGUCUUUAUCCCUGUUAUAUAAAAUGUUUCCUGCUGCUGCUUUUCGGAACAUUCUCCGGACGUCGAUUGCAAGAAACAUAUGCGCAUCAUUCGGCACAAGUCGACCACGACGGACAACAUACGAAGGUGAUGGCAAGACCACCGUUUCAAUUAUGAACACGGAAAGCGAUGCGGGUCUACUAAUCAACUCGUACAGUCAGGUUGGAUUUCGAUUGAACAAUGAUAUGGUCGUCCUAGGGCCUAUGGCAAUCUUUCCCCGUACGGUUCUUUCGUGGAACGUCGGAAGUCACGAGGAUAUAAAUGAACAGAGCUUAAGCUUGUUCUCAGCACUAGAGCCCAAGAUUGACAUUCUGGUCGUGGGGAUUGGAGAUCAACUUGCGACACCAGCGUUCAGCAAAAAAAUACUCGAAUUUAUGCGAAAAUAUAGAAUUAAUGUAGAAGUGUUAAAUACAGAGCAGGCUUGUGCCACAUUCAACUUCCUCAAUGCGGAGGGACGUGUUGUUGCUGCGGCCUUAAUACCACCGGUAACAAUUCGCGUAAAUGAAGACGACCUUAUGCGUAGACAAAUAGCGAAAAGUGAAACUUUUCAAGUGUCUGAUAAAUAAUGCUAGAAACAUGUAUGUAUAAUAUAGUGUGUAAAAUAUAAUAAAGUAUGAUGCAAUGCUUAAAAAUCUAUUAC
Messenger RNA from Toxorhynchites rutilus septentrionalis, 758 nucleotides. RefSeq names its product NADH dehydrogenase [ubiquinone] 1 alpha subcomplex assembly factor 3. Gene Ontology annotation, cellular component: mitochondrial inner membrane. Gene Ontology annotation, biological process: mitochondrial respiratory chain complex I assembly. The record is from RefSeq and is a predicted model, not a curated record. The coding region runs from base 103 to 684 and encodes 193 amino acids. The transcript has 2 exons. Lineage: Eukaryota; Metazoa; Arthropoda; Insecta; Diptera; Culicidae.